AUGGAUGGAAGUCUAGGGGAGAUGUCCAUCCACAGCCACUCUGAGCUUGCACAUAGCCAAGAUGGCAGGGCUAUACUGCAUUCAAGGGACCUUUCAGCAGCGUUCCCCAGGCCCUCCCUCGGGGGCCCUUCCAUGUCCCUGGAGCCUGAGCACCGACCUCCAGGCUUCGACCACUCCAUGUCUGCGCUGGGCUAUGGAGGCGACGCUCCGUCUAGCUGUGGCAGCACGUACACCACCCUUACUCCCUUGCAGCCCUUCGAUGACAAAUUUCACCAUCACCACCACCAUCAUCCCUGCCUUCCGGUCAGCAACGUCAUUGGGAGCUUUACUCUUAUGCGCGAGGACAGAGGCCUUGGCGGCAACUUCUACAACCCCUAUGGCAAGGAUCUGGCAAUGGCACAAAGCCUCUCCCCACCUUCCACAGGCUCUGGCUUGGGUACUCCAAUGCACGGCUAUGGCAGCUUGGGAAACAGCCCAAAUGGCAACCCUGGCCAGAUGCUUCCAAGCAGCUAUGAGGUCCAUGGUGGAAACAUCUUCUGCCGGACGGCGGACUUUGGUCGGGACAUGUCCCCGCCAGGGCUUGGGAACGACUCUUCACUUGGCCAUCAGCUAAACAAGAUGGAGUCCCAGCAGCAUGCACCCAACCACCACCCUCACAUCUACAGCCAGCACUAUCAGCACCCCCACCCCAGUCAGCAGUCUUCCAAGGCAGGGGAGCACCCUUACUCCUCCGCCUCGUCCUCCUCCUUGUCUUCGCCCUGUGAGGGCAUGCUGCCCAGCUCCCAGGGAGGUGGAAGUGGAGUUGCAGCUGGAGAGGAGAUCAACACCAGGGAUGUGGCCCAGAGGAUCAUCACUGAGCUGAAGAGGUACAGCAUCCCUCAGGCCAUCUUUGCAGAAAGGGUGCUCUGUAGGUCACAGGGUACUCUGUCUGACCUCUUGAGGAACCCGAAGCCCUGGGGCAAGCUCAAGUCUGGCCGUGAGACCUUCAAGAGGAUGUCCCGAUGGCUCCAGGAACCAGAGUUUCAAAGGAUGGCCUCUCUGAGACUGGAGGCUUGCAAACGGAAGGAACAGGAGCAGAGUAAACUGAAGCGCAACCAGGGACCAAAGCGCACCAGACUGGUGUUCACUGACCUCCAGAGGCGUACGCUCAUGGCCAUCUUCAGGGAGAACCACCGGCCCGCCAAAGACCUGCAGGUUACCAUCUCCCAACAGCUUGGCCUGGAGCUCUCCACCGUCAGUAACUUCUUCAUGAAUGCCCGGCGCCGCAACAUCAACAAGUGGGCGGACGAGGGCCGUCCCUCCUCCACCGGCUCCUCAGGCUCCAGCAUGUCCUCCUCCGCCGUGUCCUGCAGCACAGCCUGA
This is a messenger RNA of Hypomesus transpacificus, 1362 nucleotides long. It is a transcript of the gene onecutl, whose product is annotated as one cut domain, family member, like. Gene Ontology annotation, molecular function: RNA polymerase II cis-regulatory region sequence-specific DNA binding; DNA-binding transcription factor activity, RNA polymerase II-specific. Gene Ontology annotation, cellular component: nucleus. Lineage: Eukaryota; Metazoa; Chordata; Actinopteri; Osmeriformes; Osmeridae. The transcript is spliced from 2 exons. The coding region runs from base 1 to 1362 and encodes 453 amino acids. The record is from RefSeq and is a predicted model, not a curated record. Gene Ontology annotation, biological process: regulation of transcription by RNA polymerase II.